CAGUGUAGUGCAACUUGCAUUCAAUGCUCCUCCCAACUUGGGGAGAGAGAGAGAGAAGUAUCUUCUUCACACAGCUCUCACAAUUUAUAGGACCUAUAUUUCCUCAUCUGAAUUUCGCAAGUGGAUUUCAAUUUUAUUCUCGUCCAACCAAUAUGAAGAUUCAGUGCAACGUCUGCGAGGCGGCGGAGGCCAACGUCCUCUGCUGCGCCGACGAGGCCGCUCUCUGCUGGCCCUGUGAUCAGAAGGUUCACGCCGCCAAUAAGCUCGCCGGUAAACACCAGAGAGUCCCGCUCUCCACCGCCUCCUCGCAGAUGCCAAAGUGCGAUAUUUGCCAGGAAACUGUUGGCUAUUUCUUUUGCUUAGAGGACCGAGCCCUACUUUGCAGAAAGUGUGAUGUUGCUAUACACACAGCAAAUUCCUUAGUAUCAGGGCAUCAAAGGUUUUUACUCACAGGAGUUAAGGUUGGCCUUGAGGCUACAGAAGCUCAUGCUGAACCAUCUCUAGGAAAUGCAAAUAAUGCUGAGAAAAUUUCAGAACCAGAACGUCAUUCUCUUCCGAAAAAGGCCACCCCAGCAUCAUCACCUGCUCAAUAUGGUAAAAGCAUACCUGUUCAAGCUAGCGGAUGUGGUGAUUUUCCAUUGUCAAAGCUGUCCUUCUCUGGAGGUUCCGCUGGAAGUAUUUCUCAGUGGCAGUUUGAUGAAUUUCUUGGAUAUGGUGAUUUCACUCAGAGCUACAAUUUCAUGGAUAAGGAGUCAUCUAAGGCAGACAGUGGGAAGCUUGGAAGUUCAGAUAGCUCCCAAAUUCUAGUAGCUGCUGAUGGUGAGUUAGAGGGUGAUGAUUGCCUGGGUCAGGUGCCGGAAACAUACUGGGCAGUGCCACAGAUCACUUCUCCGCCCACAUCAUCCGGGCUUUACUGGCCUAAAAGUUUCCACAAUCCACCGGAAUCUGCUGCGUUUGUGCCUGACAUAAGUUCCCCACCCCUGCAUAAUCUCCGUCAUGCUACCAACUCAAAGCGGAGGAGACACUCUUGAUGCUGUUCACAGUCACAGUCUUGCAUGACAGAGCUAUCCAAGGAUAGAUGGUGUUACAAGUUUUAUAUUUGUUGUGUGAUAUGUUUUCUACGAGGUUCAGCUGUCGGAUGAUUAGAUACAUAUGUUGUGUGUAAAAUUUGUGGCGUCACAACCCUAGAAUGUUGUCGAUGGCUCAGGGCAGAGAUGAUAGAUUUUGUAUCUUGGAUUUAUGAUCAGCUGAAUCAAAUGUGUAUAAUAAGGUAGAAUAGUAAUCUUGUGAUUGUUUAUGCGAGUUUAGAAAAAUGCUGGGUUUUGUGCAAA
Molecule: messenger RNA, 1331 nt
Organism: Salvia splendens (bonfire salvia)
Lineage: Eukaryota; Viridiplantae; Streptophyta; Magnoliopsida; Lamiales; Lamiaceae
Product: B-box zinc finger protein 22
Exons: 3
Coding region: 24-1031 (335 amino acids)
Biological process (GO): regulation of DNA-templated transcription; photomorphogenesis
Cellular component (GO): nucleus
Molecular function (GO): zinc ion binding
Source: RefSeq, a predicted model, not a curated record